AAGGAAGUGAACGGAGUGUAAAUUCUCUUUACUGUAAAAUUGAUUUUCAAUACUGCCGUGUGUAACUUUCCCAUCUACUAUUUUAUAAGAGACUUUAUUAUCCCUUAAUACGCCUUCGGUUAAAUUGGCUGUAGUAAUGAUAAAUGACACGAUGAUAAAACAGAACACCCUCGAUGUUGUGGAAAUGGUACAGACUCUGUAGUCAAAAAUUUGGCGCUCUGUUGGGAAAGGGAAACAUACUGUAUAUCCUACAACAGGCAACCAAUGCUAUGCUUUACUGGUAAUUUACAUAACAGUAAAGUAGUAUUGAACUGUGGGCCUUUUAAAAAUCAACCGGGGGGAUGGUGGACACUAAGCAUGUCUUCCAGAUCUCUGGGAUCAAAAACGUACAGACGAAAGAGAAACUGCUUCGUGGAAUCCACCGCCUGGGUGGAAAGUAUAUCGGUGGCUCUAGGUACAAGGAGGGGACGACACACCUGAUUGUCAGUCGUCCUUCGCCGAGUGAGAAGUUCCUUGCUGCCUGCGCUGGAGGGAUUUGGGUGGUGAGGCCGGAGUACGUUCAGGACAGCAGGAGGGCCAGGGCGUGGCUGCCAGAGGAGCCCUAUGAGCUGGACUUGGCGUCUGGGUCUCCCGGGGCGACCAACCCCAUCCGCGCGUGGAGGCAGAGGGUGGGGAGUGGCAGCGUCCGCGGAGCCUUCCAGGACUGGAGCGUCCUCCUGCUGGUGGAAGACGCCCAACACAGAGCCACCUUCCAACGAAUCCUGACCUCGGGAAAGGCCAGUGUUUACUGCUCCACGGCUCCAUCCAACCGUCAUGUGACCCAUGUGCUCGCCAGCCGAACAUUAAAGUGCUUCACGUCCCACAAUGCACCAUGCUACUCCUUAGACCACAUUGCUCAGCAUUUGUUUGGGAGCCUUUGGUCAAAGACUGGUUUCACUGAGUCUCUUGACGUCUCUCUUACGGAUACAAGCACGGAGUUGGAGGCCAAUGACUUGCUCUUUGCCAGCCUCGAAAAUCAGCUCAGAGACCACCUCUCAAAUCUGGAGCGCGUGAAGAGGAAGCUCGUCUCCACGGACUUUGUGCACGUGACCACAGCUGAACCUCGCCCUCAGACGGUUACGGCAGACUUCAGUAACGUGAGCAGCUUGAUCGAGUGCGGCCUGUUCACAGAGGCCCUGGAGGAACUGCAGGGGGCGCUGUACCCCGGCCAGCUUCCUCCUGCGCUGGUCCUAGAGUCGUUGAUGCAACACGCCCUGCACGGUGAGGCGAAACCGUACUUCUACUCCACCUUCCGGGCGGUUCUACACAACAUCCUGCGUAAAAACCCUCCGUGGGGGUCUCCCACUGUGGUCAAGUACUUCCUUGGCUGCCUGCAGUGCCCCCAGUGUAAGGGAGGACCCCGCGUACUUCUGGAGCUGUCCGUGAGGUUCUGCAUGUCCAGCGGACCCACCUGUCACUCACUGCCUGGCCCCGCCUCCCCGGAGCGGGUGCAGUUCCACAUCGAGCUCCAGGGCUUCCUGCUGAGGCUCUUCCAGGUGGAGCUCCAGGCUGCAGGCACGGGGAAGCCGGGCGGACCGCGCUGUGGGGUCCUGCAGGGCUCGUUCUGGAGCGUGUGGGACCGGGGCUCCCUCUGCACACGGGCCCUGCAGGGGCUGGCUGAGCUGCUGAUCCAGGCUGAACUCUGGGCCCUGCACCCCGCCCAGGCCUGGCAGCGGAGGAUUGUGGGUAACCUGCAGGACAUCCUGGCGGUGGUGGUGGAUUACUGGUGUCAGGAGCACAGCCAGCUCAACAGGCCCCUGGUGGAGACAGGGCUGGCAGACCUGUCUCAGUUCAUCGCCAUUCAAUCAGAGGAUCUUCCUCCAGAGGCCCUCCAGAACUUAAUUCCCAGCAUCCCCUCUGUCAGGCUGAGGAUGGUCGUCGCCGACGCCAUAUUCAGCCACAUCUGCAGGCAGAACGGCGUCGUCACGGGAACGGAGCCCCUCUCCCUGAUGAAGAUCGUGAGCUCGUACCUCCCCGCCCUGGGCAGGCUGAGCGGACGCGCCCCCCUGACGGGGUCUCGGCCCCCCGCCGUCCGACCCGAGGCGGCCAGCUGCGCCAACGACCGAGGGUCGACCGCCGACUCGGCCGCCACGCCGGAGGGAGCGCGAGCGGCAGAGGAGAUUGUGGCCCCUGGCGGCCCCGGGGCCCCCGGCUUGGACAAGGAGAACACUCCCCGAAGACUGAACAGAGUCAACGCAGUCGGCGAGACGCUCCUGCACAGAGCCUGCAAGAAGAACCAAGUGGAGACUCUCCUCCGCGUCCUGCCACAUCCUGGAACAGACGUCAACGUUAAAGACCAUGCGGGAUGGACGCCCCUCCAUGAAGCCUGUAACCAUGGCAGCAGUGCGUGUGUACGGGCCCUCCUGGAGCACUGCCCCACCCUUCAGCUGGAGACCCAGGUGGACGGAGUCAGCCCCCUGCACGACGCCCUUCUGAACGGACACGCCGACAUCGCCCUGAUGCUGCUGCGCCACGCCGGCUCCGUCCUGCUGCAGCAGCGGGACAGCGGAGGCAGGACCGCGCUGGACCUGGUGUCCUGCCCGGAGCUGCAGGACCAGCUGCGGACCUGCGCUGAGGAGGGGGACGCCGCCCAGGGGUCAGAGGUCAGGGACCUGCCCUUCCUGGAGGCCUGCUCCUGCCUGCUGACCUGCCUGCUCCUCAGCUACACGCUGGAGCGGGACGUCCCGUUCCACGAGCCCCCCGGGCCCCAGCUGGCCCGCGCCCUGGCUGCCCACUCCGCCCCCAGGGUCACGGAGAGGUGGGCCCAGCCGAGGUCCGUCCGGUACGCCCAGGACCUGGAGACGCUGCUGGGGGUGGGGCGGCACCUGCAGGGGGUCGCCCCCGCCAUCCGAAACUGCCCCGGGCGCCACACCCGCAUCCUGAUGCGCCAACUGGAGCUGCUCGAGUCUGAGGGGCGGGAGUUGCUAGGAGACGCACCCGCGUGAACAUGUGAUCAUGCUGUCUGCUGGGGAUUGGGCAGUGGGGUUUGGGGUGUGUGUUACUUGUGUAACAGGGUGUUCCACCCUGAUUUACCUGUGUAAGAGGGUGUCGAACCCUGAUCUUGGAGAGCCGCACCUUAAAAUCAGCAGCUAGGUCAGACCCAGGAAGCCCUGGUGAGGUUAAUUAACUGGAGGCACGGUUUCAGGAAGGUCAGUAGUACCAGGGUCAAACACCCUGGAGUCUUAACUAGUCUACCUACUAGUCUGCCUACCCUAUUAUUUCACUAAAUCUGUUCUUAAAUUUGGUCACUGCAAAA
This is a messenger RNA of Conger conger (European conger), 3295 nucleotides long. It is a transcript of the gene slf1, whose product is annotated as SMC5-SMC6 complex localization factor 1. Bases 342 to 2984 code for a protein of 880 amino acids. The record is from RefSeq and is a predicted model, not a curated record. Gene Ontology annotation, biological process: positive regulation of double-strand break repair. Gene Ontology annotation, molecular function: protein binding. The transcript is spliced from 18 exons. NCBI's taxonomy places the organism in Eukaryota, Metazoa, Chordata, Actinopteri, Anguilliformes, Congridae.